This is a messenger RNA of Tarenaya hassleriana, 816 nucleotides long. RefSeq names its product 30S ribosomal protein S17. NCBI's taxonomy places the organism in Eukaryota, Viridiplantae, Streptophyta, Magnoliopsida, Brassicales, Cleomaceae. Gene Ontology annotation, biological process: translation. The transcript has 3 exons. The record is from RefSeq and is a predicted model, not a curated record. Gene Ontology annotation, cellular component: ribosome. Gene Ontology annotation, molecular function: structural constituent of ribosome. The coding region runs from base 136 to 471 and encodes 111 amino acids.
UUUCAGCAACAGACGAAAUCUGAUGAGCCCAUCUCUAACAAAAACCCAUGACUGAAAAACCCUAGACGAGCAAAAAACUCCGAUCAAUUCUCUACCCAGAGUUUGUUCGUGAUUUCUAAGGAUAUUCGCCGGAAAAUGAAGCCGGUAAUCGGUACUGUGGUGUCGAACAAGAUGCAGAAGUCGGUGGUUGUCGCCGUCGACAGGCUCUUCCACCAUAGGAUCUACAACCGCUAUGUCAAGCGAACAUCCAAGUUCAUGGCUCACGACGAGCACAACGUCUGCAACAUCGGCGAUCGAGUGAAACUGGAUCCUUCAAGGCCGUUGAGCAAGCGUAAGAAUUGGGUUGUUGCAGAAAUCCUAAAGAAAGCUCGGAUCUUUUCUCCCGAGGCUGUUGCCGCGGCUCUGAAUUCCUCAGCUUCUGCAGCUGAUUCUGCUACACAGCCCCAGACUUCCCCAUCUUCCUCUUCCUGAGUUGAGGAGCAACAUGGUGCUUGGAUCUGAAUUGCAUUGUCAAAAACUAUAAAGAACAGAAAACUAAGGACAUACAAAGGCGAAUUCCAUCAGCAGAUUGGGCAAAUGUCUGUCAGAUACAGUUUAGCGAGUGUUGAGUUGUAGGAUGGAUGAAUCCAUUGUAACAGGUAGUUUCUUUCUUGAACUCUUGAGAAGAACUUGCUGGUCCUAAAGUCAUUGGUCUGUUUGCAUCUUGACAAGAUGAUCUUGUUACAUGUUUUUGGUAACAUGUCACCCUUUUUUUAUUCUCUUUUAUUUAAACAAAGUUAUGAGGACUUUGAUAUAUUAUGAAUCUCUGACUCUGAA